AUGGAAAUAGACAGAACACAGACCGAGGCUCUCUACCUUUUCAGUGGGUUCUCCCCUGAACUGGUCGAGCGUAAGGGCCUCAUAGAAGGAUUUGAAGGAAGUUUGUGUGAAAUUGACACCAAUGAGUGUGCUUCAGACCCAUGCCAAAAUCUUGGGAAAUGUGUGGACCAGGUGAAUGGUUACAGGUGUGAUUGUCAGAUGGGAUUUUCUGGCCUCCUCUGUGAGGAAAACAUCAAUGAGUGCUCCUCCAACCCUUGCAGCAACGCAGGCAUCUGUCAAGACCUUGUGAAUAAGUUCCACUGCGUUUGCCCUUCUGGUUAUUUUGGAGUGUUGUGUGACCUGGAUGUGAACGAGUGUGAAGUCUCACCUUGUCUACAUGAGGGCAUCUGUAUCAACAUGCCUGGAGGCUUCAAGUGUGUCUGCCGACCUGGAUACUCAGGAGCGCAUUGUGAAGUGAACAUCAAUGAGUGUCUUUCCAGCCCAUGCCAAAAUAAUGGAAGAUGUAUUGAUGAGACUAAUCAAUAUCACUGCUGGUGUCCUGAUGGCUUCAUAGGGCUCCACUGUGAGUCCAACAUUGAUGAAUGCAUGUCAGCUCCGUGUCUUCAUGGGAGCUGUAAAGAUGGAGUAAAUUCAUACACCUGCCUUUGUAAACCGGGUUGGACUGGCAUCAGAUGUGGAACAAACAUUGAUGACUGUGCCUGCAAUCCCUGUGUAAAUGGAGGCUCCUGUGUGGAUCUCAUUGAUAAAUACGCAUGUUUCUGUCUGGAUGGAUUCACAGGAAAGACUUGUGAAACUGACAUAGAUAUUUGUAAAGACACCUCUUUUAACGUCUCACUGUGCUUCAAUGGAGCCACCUGCAUCGAUGGUGAAGGAUCAAACUUCACUUGCAUUUGUCCACCAGGUUUCAUGGGGGAUUUCUGUGAAGUGGAUAUAAACGAAUGUUGCUCAGCGCCGUGCCAGAAUGGUGCUGUUUGCCAAGAUCUUAUUAAUAGCUACGUCUGCCACUGCAGGUCAGGUUGGACAGGCCUUCACUGUGAGGAUGACAUUAAUGAGUGCCUUCCACAGCCCUGCAACCAGGGGAUAUGCAUCCAGAAUGAUCCAGGCUAUGGCUACACCUGUUUCUGUCGUCCUGGAUUUGUGGGAAGAAACUGUGAGCAGAACUAUGAUGACUGCCUGCCCAAUCCAUGUCCAGAAGCUUUUUCCUGUGUAGAUGGCAUAAACAAGUUUAGCUGCAUCCCUCCCAUUAUGGUUCCUGUUCCCUUGGUGACGCCAAGCAUGAACAUCACCCACAGUUACACACCCGGAACAGUGAUGUCAACGCUAAGCCCACCCUGCACUCCAGAGGGGGACAUGGCUGUUGUCUGGGGGAUUCGUUUCCCAAUGCAGGACAGCAGGGGCCCGAACUGGGUCCUGGAUAGGCAGAGGAUCAUUCUCAUCUUCCAUGUCAACAACGGAGUUUCAGCUGAGCUGCUGGAACAGCUGGACACCGCAGCGUCAGCGUUGGCUACGACAAAUCCCGUUGCGCCCAGUGAGUACGACAGUGACGUCAUCAACAUUGAGGGAAGCCCCGCCCCUGUCGCCGUGGCGGGGGACUUGCUGCUGUGUACCAGGACAGGAUCCUGGGCGAAAGUCAUUCAUGCUGACCAGUCAGCUAAAGGGAUAUCCCCUUGGCCAAGCAGCGAAUGCGCACGAUCUGUUGGAGGCAUGGUGACAGAACCCCACUCUGUCACACAGGUUUGCCAUGAUGAUCCUUGCCACAACGGAGGAACAUGCCAUCAGCUGCAGCUUCACAACAGAACUAUUCCUUCCUGCGACUGUCCCCUUCAUUUUACUGGAACUUUCUGUGAAAAAGAUAGCAGAGUUUAUAUUCCAUCUUUUGAUGGGACAUCAUACCUGAAGCUGAAGCCUCUUGCAUCCUUCUCACAACCUUUGAAUGACAGCAGUAAUUCAACAACUCCAGCCGAAGGCAUCUCUUUCUAUUUGAUGGUUAAAACAAAAUCAACACAGGGCACCAUCCUCUUCACCCAGGAGCAGAACUUUGGAGAUCAGUUCCUGCAUGUGUUCCUUGAAGAUGGAAGCCCCAUUGCUCAGCUUGGCUGUGGUGACACUAAUAUUUUAUAUGCAGCUGCUGGCAAGAGAAUCAAUAAAAACAGAUGGAUGCCAAUCCUUAUACGAUUCAGCCUGCCUGUUGGCAAACAAGGAGGGUCAUGUCGGAUUGAAAUUGCUGCAGAUAAUGGCACCACACAGCAUCUUGAAGAGUUUGUGUCACACCCUGUAUCAGAGAGGACAUUUGGACCCAUUUUUUUUGGGGAUGUUUCAUCCCACUGGGAGCGGCAUGGUGAAAGAGGAAAAGAGCAGAGGAGAUUCAUUGGCUGCAUCAAGGAAUUUCAGGUCAACUCAGUGGAGAUUGACCUGGUUGGUCAAGCAGUGAAGGGGAGGAACAUUAAGAACUGUGACCCACCCGUAUGCCAACACCUUCCCUGCCGCAAUGGAGGAACAUGUGUCAGUGAUGCAGAGGACUGGUUCUGCGAGUGCCCUCCACUUUACACAGGCCGGCUGUGCCAGCUCUCCGCCUGCGAGCGUGGACCCUGUCGCCAUGGAGCCACAUGCAUUCCUAAGUCGCAGUUGGAGGUGGUUUGUCUUUGCCCCUUUGGACGACAGGGGUUACUCUGCGACCAAACCAUAAAUGUAACUCGUGCCAGAUUCAGUGGAACUGAUGAGUUUGGCUACACAUCUUUUGUGGCCUUCACUUCCAUCCCAAGCCUCACCUUCUUCUAUGAGUUCAAGCUGAGGUUCACGCUUGGAAAUAAUUCAUCUGCUGUCAGAGACAACCUGAUCCUGUUUGCUGGACAGAAAGGACAAGGCAGCGAUGGUGAUGACUUCCUCGUUUUAGGACUACGAAGUGGAAGAAUUGUCCACAGGUUUAACCUUGGAUCAGGAAUAGCAACCUUAGUCAGUGAUCGACUCAACAACGAGACCACUAUCCACAGUGUUACUUUUGGAAGAUUCAAAAGAACAGGCUGGCUGAAGGUUGAUGGGCAGCGGAACAGAACAGGAUAUUCUCCUGGACCUUUGGUGGGCCUCAAUGUUUUCAACCAGCUCUUUGUAGGUGGAUAUAAUGAGUUCACCCCUGAACUGCUGCCACUUGGCUCCAGAUUCCGUCAAGGCUUUCAAGGAUCUCUGUCUUUGUGCAAGCAGAGGGAAGGUCUGUAA
Molecule: messenger RNA, 3213 nt
Organism: Cyprinodon variegatus (sheepshead minnow)
Lineage: Eukaryota; Metazoa; Chordata; Actinopteri; Cyprinodontiformes; Cyprinodontidae
Gene: eys
Product: eyes shut homolog (Drosophila)
Exons: 25
Coding region: 1-3213 (1070 amino acids)
Molecular function (GO): calcium ion binding
Source: RefSeq, a predicted model, not a curated record